Messenger RNA from Mauremys reevesii (Reeves's turtle), 4578 nucleotides. RefSeq names its product AT-rich interaction domain 3B (gene ARID3B). The transcript is spliced from 10 exons. Gene Ontology annotation, cellular component: nucleus. Gene Ontology annotation, molecular function: DNA binding. Bases 471 to 2147 code for a protein of 558 amino acids. The record is from RefSeq and is a predicted model, not a curated record. Gene Ontology annotation, biological process: regulation of transcription by RNA polymerase II. Lineage: Eukaryota; Metazoa; Chordata; Testudines; Geoemydidae.
AGCGUUCUCUCUGCGGGGGGAGGGGAGGCUAAUGGCGUAGCUUCCGCUAUGCGCCCCGCCCCCUCCCAGCCCCGUUUCCGGUCUUGCUAAGGGGGGCGGGGGAGGGGUGACGGUCAGAGUCGAGUGGCUGCGCGCGGGCCUGCAGCGACCCGCUCCCCUCGCUCUUGAGGAGGAUGGAAAUCCACAUGAGGUUGGGUUACUGCACGAGAAUGCAAAAGUUAAACUGAGUAAUUUCACUGACCAGAGUUGGUUGUAAAUCAAAAAGUUAAGCAAAUACUAAUACUGAAAGAAAAUCAGAUGUUAAAACUAUUUUUAAUAAUCUAAAGUAGUAAUAGCAAUCCAGAUGGAGAAUUUUUUAAAAAAUUGUAUCCUGAUCUUGUACUCUUUGUUGUUCUAUUGAUCUCUGAAGGUCGGGGCUUGAGCCCUGCUGGAUAGAAAAGCUGUCUUUUCACAGCCAUGCUAACUGCGGGAUGAAGCUAGAGGCUGUUGUUGAGCAGCUGCAGAAGCAGCAGCAGCAACAGCAGCAAGGUCCUCUGCAGAUGGAUUCCAGAGAGAGACAGCAGAGGCAAAUGAGAGAAACCCAGCUGCUUUAUACUCAGCAGCUAGCAGCACAGCAGGCUGUUCUAGCAGCCACAUCUGGCAGGGCUUCGGGCAGCCAAGCACUUGGUCCUUUGGCCAAAGUUCCACCUGUAAUUGGGGCCACCCGAGCUUUUGAUCAGAGCAGUGUGACCUCAGAACCGGAAGAGGAUGAAGAAGAGGAUGAAGAGGAAGAGGGUUUGGAAGAUGGAGAUCUUGAGGAGGACACCGAAAUGACUGGGAAAGAUGCCUGUUCUACUUUGAAGUAUUUUCAUUCUCAAAAAGUUUCCCAUCACAACCAAAGAGUGGCUGCUACUUCGAAUCCUCUUCCAGCCCCAGGACUUCAGCGGGGACAGCAGGAAAAGGAGGAGCAGGGUAAAGACACUACUAAACAAUCAUAUUCUGGUUCCCCAUCUGGGCGGCAGACCUGGAGAAUGGAUGAGCAGCUCAAGCAGAAUGGAAGUCUGACUUGGAGUGAAGAAGCUGACGGAGGCCGAGGAAGAGAAAUCUCUCGAGAUUUUGCCAAGCUGUACGAACUGGAUAGUGACCCUGAACGGAAGGCGUUCCUGGAUGACCUCUUCAUCUUUAUGCAAAAGAGAGGAACUCCCAUCAAUCGGAUCCCCAUCAUGGCGAAGCAGAUCCUGGAUCUCUAUAUGCUCUACAAACUGGUGACUGAGAAGGGAGGGCUGGUGGAAAUCAUAAACAAGAAAAUAUGGCGGGAGAUCACCAAAGGCCUUAACCUGCCCACCUCCAUCACCAGUGCAGCGUUUACACUUCGGACCCAGUAUAUGAAGUACUUAUAUGCCUACGAAUGUGAGAAGAAGUCCCUAAGCUCUCCUGCCGAGCUGCAGGCUGCGAUCGACGGCAACAGGCGGGAAGGCCGACGGCCCAGCUACAGCUCCUCCUUGUUCAGUUAUUCACCCACUGCCACGGGGCCUCCUUCCCUCCUGUCUCCUCCAAAGAUUCGCUUCCCGAUCAUUGGCCUGGCCCCAGGCAGUGGAACCAGCAACUCCCGUCUCUCUCCAGUGGCAGCUCUCAGGAAAGGCGAUGGCAUCCCCCUGACUGUGUCCAUGCCAAAUCGCAUUGCCAUGCCAGUAUCCUUGGCUAACCAGCAGGCAACUGUAGCAGCAAGAACAGCCACUCUGGAACAGCUGAGGGAGAGGCUGGAGGCUGGAGAGCCACCGGAGAAGAAACUCUCGCGGAUGACGGAGGAGGAGCAGCGGCUUGUCCAGCAGGCACUUCAGCGCAACCUGUUCAGCAUGGCGCGGCAGAUCCCCAUGAAGAUCAAAAUCAAUGGCAGGGAAGAUAAACCAGAUGCCACGGCGGCGGCAGCAGCAGCAGCAGCAUUGCAUUUGUCACCCAGCGGCAUUGGGAGUAUUAACAUGUCUGUGGAGAUUAACGGCACAAUCUAUGCUGGAGUACUGUUUGCCCAGAAGCCCGUCGUCCAUCUAAUUGCAGGAUCCAGCACCCAAAGCACCUGCAGUAGCAGCAGCAGCUCCCACUGCUCCCCUAGUCCGACCUCGUCCAGGGGCACCCCCAGCGCAGAGCCCUCAACCAGCUGGUCUCUCUGACGGAUGGGGGAGCGGGCUCUCUCUCUCAUUGGCUUCAGGCAGCUCUGCCCUCUCCGUUCAAGGCAGAGAGCGAGCCAGGAAGGAGUCGCACAGAUUACCUCAUCUCAAGGAACCUGCUUUGCGGUUGGUCAAUGGCCGGAUGAUGAAACCUUCUGUGCUGGCGCAUUUGCAUUGCCUGUUUGUCCAGCCUUUUUUAUUAUUUUUUCAGGUUUGACUGUGUUCCUGCUGGGGGGUUGGGGCGAAGGGAAGGGGACAUGGGGCAUUUUUCAAUCAGGGAUUAUCUCUAGGGGCUCUGGGUUUGCAGAUGACUGAGACAUCAUCAUGGCAGGUGGAAGGAGCAAGGAGGUAGUAAUUGGGGUGGAGGAAGGGUUCCUGUUCUCUAAUCAACAGAUGUGUGAACUUCCCUAUCAUAACACAGUUUAUUGACAAUCCUACCCCCAGAGGGACUUUGGUCUCCUUUCCCCUUAUAUUUGUUCCCUCUUGCGGUCACUUGCAGAGCAGUCGUGCAGAUUGAUAGCGAGCAAGUCUCAUCUGGUCACCCAUUCUGUCUCCACUGUGUUCAGCCUCCUGAUGCUGUCUCCUUUGUGUUAGACUAGGCUGAAAGGCAAAUGGUCACUGAUGCUGGAUUCACAGGAGACUUGCAUGACUUCUUCCUCCUUUGGCAACUACCUCUCUAGGGUCCUGGCAGCACACAGAGGACUCUCCCACCUCUGUAUCUGAUACACGGAGAUGGAGAAGGUCUUUUAGUCCAGCUAGUCGUCUCCCAUGGCCAGUGCAAGCCUGGACCCUACUGUUUUUUCCAGGCCUUUGCCCAGCCUAGUUUUAAAUGCCCCAAGCAGUGGCCCUUGCACUGCUUCCCUUGGGGGAGCAUUGGACAGGCUAAAUAAACUCACCACUGAAGCCUUUAUCCUGAUAGUCAUCCUGACUUUUCUUUUGCUUGAUGUCAUCCCUUUGCUCCUAGUUCUAGCCCCUUGGCCCUCGAUAGAACUGGGUUUGCACCAAAUGGUGAUUUCCUGCAGUGCUUCCUCUCCUGUAUGUUUCAUUAGCCUCUCCAUCCUGUCCCCACACAGACAUGUCGGCUACGGGCCACUGUCACCCAAAGGAGAUAUGAGGUGACUCUGACAAUCUGCUGAGCUGUGUGUGUCUGUUCAUGUAAUACACGCUUUUCUCAGUCGGGCUCUUACCAGGUAUCUUGGCGCAUUGGCCGAAUCACAGCCAUCGUUCAUGAGGCUCACCUGGGCAAAAGAGACAGAAGAGCCGGACCUGGGACAGCUCCACAUGGGUGCAACCCAGUUGAAUGACGACACGGGCCUCUGGUUGUGGAGAGAGGGAAGAAAAUCUCCCCCCAUUCCCAGUAAAUUCCCAAUGGGUGGAGCUAGCGCUGCUUUAGGCCAUCAUUCCUCCUUUGUCAGCCAAGUUAGUUCCUUGGCUCACUUCCAUAGACCCAGCUCUUUGCUGCUGCACUCCCCUCACACAGGCACCCGUGCUGUCCUCUCCCCUCCCGCAGCACAUAGGACUGCCCGGGCGAUGUUCUCUCAGCCUGUGGAUCUGAGCCCUCCCACUCCCGCCCUGGUGAUGUCUCUUCCAUCGUGAGGCCUGAGUCAGGUUCUUUUGAGCAGAUGAAAUACCUCAGAUAUGGACUUGUUAUUGUGUUACCUCUUCAGGAAGUAUUGGCAUAUCUUAAAGCUUGUUUUUAUAUGUGUUUUGCUGACUUUGUUUUUAAUUUUUAUUUUUUAUUGUAGCACCAAAGACAACAAAGCUGAGUGAAGGAGCAUGUGGCUUCCCUGUCCUUAGGAUAGCCUGGAGACAGUUCCAGCAGCAUUGACCCAGGAGCUGGGCAUGCGGACAGGGCGAUAGAGGAGGACAGAUGCAGGUAGAGAAGGAGUAAGAGGGCAGAUUUAUUUCUCAGGCUGGCUUGAGUUUCAGGAUUUCCCCUCAGUGUGAAUAGUGGGGUGUCCCCAGAGGGGGACAAGUGGUCCCAAUGUUUGUUACAGAACUCUGUGAUCUACUACUGGGCUUAUCUUUAGCAAGUUUCAUUAGAACAGCUUUGAAGAUAACAAUCCUGUCUACACUACAGAUUUUGCUAGACCUCUUACAGCACGGCAGUUCCUGACAUGUUAAAGUACAGUUCACUCUUCUAGUGUGGGCAGGACCAGACACCUGAAUUGUGCUGCAGCUUUGGAUUUUACUGGUAGGAUUCGGUCACAUAGAUAAAAAUACACCUGAGUCCUGUUUAUGCAAUGAGACCAAACCACGUUGUGUGCUACUGUAUUGUACCCAAAUGGUGCAUUGUGGUAGUUUUUCAUGGAGCAGAUAGGACCUAAAUACUGGAAGGUGUUCUAGGUUCUGCUUUCACUUAUGUUGUAGAAGCCUAUGUUACCAAUCUCUGCAACCAUCCCCAUAUUUAGGGGGUUGAAAUACAAUUUGGUAA